CGAAAACCAUUUGUUCUUAUUCAAACAGCACAUGUAAUAUCGAUUUAUUUAUUCGAUAAAUUUGUACUUACUGAAUAAAAUAAACAAAAAGAAAAAAAAAGUAAAAAAAAGUAAAGAUUUAUUUAAAAAAACAAGAACAAAUUUUAAAACAAAAAAAAACAAUAAUAUAAAAAUGACCAAAUGUCUUAGGAAAAGUUAUGUUUUAUUGAAAAAUGCUUCCUAUUCUACAGCAGCAGCAGCUUUACCACAAGAGAUUCAAACAACGUCAAUUUUCAAAGAAAAAAGAAAUGUUAAACCAUUUUCUGAAAUACCAGGACCAAAAGGUUUACCUUUUAUUGGGAACUCAUGGAGAUUCGCACCAAUUAUUGGUCAAUACAAAAUCAGUGAUUUAGAUAAAAUUAUGAAAGAAUUAUUUAAUGUAUAUGGAAGAAUUGUUAAAGUUGAAGGUUUAAUUGGACAUGCUGAUCUUUUAUUUGUAUUUGAUGGCGAUGAAAUACGAAAUAUUUUUAAACAGGAAGAAACUUUACCGCACAGACCAUCUAUGCCAUCACUAAAACAUUAUAAAGGUCAACUACGUAAAGAUUUUUUUGGGAACACAGGUGGAUUGAUUGGAGUACACGGCAAGGAUUGGGAAAAUUUUAGAUCUGAAGUACAACAUAUUUUAUUGCAACCACAAAUGGCUAAAAAAUAUAUUCAACCUUUAAAUGAAAUUGCCGAUGAAUUUAUGGAAAGGAUUCAUGAGAUGCGUGAUGAAAAUGACGAAUUACCAGGAAAUUUUUUACAUGAAUUAUACAAAUGGGCAUUGGAAUCUGUUGGUCGUGUUGCAUUAGAUACACGUUUGGGUUGUUUAUCAAAAAAUGAAACAAAUGAAGCAAAACAGAUAAUUAAUGAAAUUAAUACAUUUUUUACAACAAUAUUUGAAUUAGAAUUAAAAAUGCCAAUAUGGAAAUUUUAUUCAACCAAAGCAUAUAAGAGUUAUGUUUCAGCUUUAGAUAGUUUUACAGAAAUAUGUAUGAAAUAUAUAAACAAAACUAUGGCAGAAUCAGAAAAAUGUAAACAUAAAAAGAAUGAAUCCGAUAUAUCAAUUAUUGAGAGAAUUAUUGAAAAAACUAAAAAUCAUAAAAUUGCAACAGUUUUAGCUUUAGAUUUAUUUUUAGUUGGAGUUGAUACGACAUCAGUUGCAGCAUCGUCCACAAUAUAUCAAUUGAGUAAAAAUCCCGACAAACAAGAAAAAUUAUUUAAUGAAUUGAAAAAUAUUUUUCCAAAUCAAAAAGCAAAUAUUGAUCAGAACGCAUUAGAGAAAAUACCAUAUUUGCGGGCAUGUAUUAAAGAAACAUUAAGAAUGUAUCCGGUUGUAAUUGCAAAUGGUAGAAGUUUACAAACCGAUUCAAUAAUUGCUGGGUUCGAAGUACCAAAAGGGACGCAUGUAAUAUUUCCUCAUUUGGUGGUAUCAAACGAUUCAAAAUAUUUUACGGAACCAAAUAAAUUUGUCCCUGAGAGAUGGAUGAAAUUCAAUGAAGCUAAUGAAUUAUGUCCAUAUACAAAAGAAAAAAUUCAUCCAUUUGUUAGUUUACCAUUUGGUUUUGGUAGAAGAAUGUGUGUUGGUCGAAGAUAUGCAGAAAUUGAAUUAAAUACAUUAUUAGCAAAGAUUUUUAGGAAAUAUAAAGUAGAAUAUAAUUAUGGUGAAUUAAAAUAUAAAAUUAAUUCAACAUAUAUACCAGAAUCACCGCUUAAAUUCAAAUUGACACCAAGAGAAUAUUGAGGAAUGUACAAAAUAUUUUAUAUAUAAAAAUAUAAAUUUUUAGUUUAAAUUAUAUUUUCAUAAAAUUUUAAGUAUGUAUGUAUUUAAAUUUUAUAUAUUGUUUUUAUAUAAAUUAAAUAAAUUUAUUGAAUUGUUGUAAUAUAAAAAGAAAAUUAUAGAAAAUAUUUAAUAAU
Molecule: messenger RNA, 1935 nt
Organism: Condylostylus longicornis
Lineage: Eukaryota; Metazoa; Arthropoda; Insecta; Diptera; Dolichopodidae
Gene: Cyp49a1
Product: probable cytochrome P450 49a1
Exons: 13
Coding region: 173-1762 (529 amino acids)
Molecular function (GO): heme binding; iron ion binding; oxidoreductase activity, acting on paired donors, with incorporation or reduction of molecular oxygen
Source: RefSeq, a predicted model, not a curated record